UCUAUUUUCUCCAUUUCUAACGAUCCAAACAGGGUUUUAAAUCAAUAGUUUCUAUCUUGGAUCUUGUUUCAUGGAGAUGGUCAUAGUUCCGCUUAGUGGAACUGGCGACGACGAAUACGAAUAAAUGAGAUGGUGACGAGGAACAGCAGAACGGAAAGUCCCAAUUGGGCAAAUUUGCAACGCUCAUUGUCACUUCUUCCGAGAUUCUCGUCAUCUAAGGCGAAAGCUGUUUCUUUCCUUUUUGUGUUCUCUCUUCUCAUCUACUAUUAUUCAUUGCUUUCAUAUACUAGUAAGACCCUUGUCUCAGCCUUUCUUCACCUCAUUGGAUUGCUGUUUUCCGGCUUUCGUCUGCGAUCAACAAUGGCUGAUCACAGUAAGACGAAGACUGAGAUUUCGCUUGUUGGAACAUUCGCUAGUAGUGCUUUCGCUGCAUGCUUUGCUGAGCUUUGUACCAUUCCUUUGGACACUGCUAAAGUAAGGCUUCAGCUCCAAAAGAAAGCUACAGGGGAUGGUGUGGCUCUUCCUAAAUACAGGGGCAUGUUAGGUACUGUCACAACUAUUGCUAGGGAAGAAGGUCUCACAGCCCUCUGGAAAGGCAUUGUACCAGGACUACAUCGUCAAUGCCUCUUUGGAGGUUUAAGGAUUGGGUUGUAUGAACCAGUUAAGUCCUUGUAUGUUGGUAGUGAUUUUGUUGGGGAUGUUCCUCUAACCAAGAAGAUUCUUGCUGGACUUACAACUGGUGCUCUAGCAAUUACAGUGGCCAAUCCAACUGAUCUUGUAAAAGUUCGACUUCAAGCUGAGGGAAAAUUGCCACCUGGUGUGCCAAGACGUUAUUCUGGAGCAUUGAAUGCAUAUUCUACUAUAGUCAAACAAGAAGGGGUGGGGGCGUUGUGGACUGGGCUUGGGCCUAACGUAGCUCGUAAUGCUAUCAUAAAUGCUGCUGAACUAGCCAGUUACGAUCAAGUGAAACAGACAAUUUUGAAGAUCCCAGGAUUCACAGAUAAUGUUUUUACUCAUAUUCUAUCUGGUUUGGGGGCAGGAUUUUUUGCUGUCUGUAUUGGCUCCCCAGUUGACGUGGUGAAGUCAAGAAUGAUGGGAGAUCCAACCUACAAAAGUACAAUUGACUGUUUCGUUAAGACUUUGAAAAACGAUGGGCCUUUGGCUUUUUACAAGGGUUUCAUCCCAAAUUUUGGUCGUCUAGGAUCUUGGAACGUGAUCAUGUUUCUGACAUUGGAGCAGGCCAAGAAAUUCUUUAGAAGGGAAGUAGAUUGAUGGGCUAGAAGAACAAUAUAUAACCAAUUAUUGGGGAUUGUCUGGGCAUUCAUUGAACUUGCCUGGAGUGAAAUAAUGUUACCCCUGCUAUUGUGCUCAUUUUUUCCAUGGAUAAAGUUUAAAAUGUUACAAACUCCAUUAAUUGCAAGCAUAAUCCCAUUUCGGUUUUCCCUUAUGUGGGAAUACUGAAGAACAAGUAGCAUAAUUUGAGGCUGUGUUUCAACAUUUUCAAA
Molecule: messenger RNA, 1505 nt
Organism: Macadamia integrifolia
Lineage: Eukaryota; Viridiplantae; Streptophyta; Magnoliopsida; Proteales; Proteaceae
Product: mitochondrial uncoupling protein 1
Exons: 9
Coding region: 130-1272 (380 amino acids)
Biological process (GO): mitochondrial transport; mitochondrial transmembrane transport
Cellular component (GO): mitochondrial membrane
Molecular function (GO): oxidative phosphorylation uncoupler activity
Source: RefSeq, a predicted model, not a curated record